AUGGAUCAGGACAAUUCCCAGAAAUGUCACAGUCAUACAGGUAAAAAUAUUAUUACUCAUAACUCUUAUAUUGAUCUUGUUGAACCAGAUCUGCCAAACAGUCCAGGCAAAGAACUUUAUUACUCAAGAUCUGCAAAACAGUCCAUGCAGUUCUUUAUGUCUAGUAAAGCUGGUCAUAAUGCACUUGUAUUUGAGAAGUACCAGCAGAAAGCAAAGAACUUUAUGUGUUCAUGUCUUGCAAAGGAUGACAGAAAUACCCAGAAAACUCCUGCAGGUCUCAUCUAUAUGCAAAGAUGGAACAAUAUGUAUUUUGUUACUAGUGUUGCAUUCCUUGCCACUACUUAUUCUGACUAUUUGGCCUCUGCUGGCAAAUACCUCAAGUGUUCUUCUGGUUCUGUUUCUCCGAAUGAGCUUCUCUCAUUCUCUAAGUCUCACGUAAAGAUUUUAACUUUGAUAGAGUGCUACAAGCCUGUGGACUACAUUCUUGGUGACAACCUGAGAGCAACAAAAUAG
Molecule: messenger RNA, 513 nt
Organism: Solanum stenotomum
Lineage: Eukaryota; Viridiplantae; Streptophyta; Magnoliopsida; Solanales; Solanaceae
Product: endoglucanase 6-like
Exons: 2
Coding region: 1-513 (170 amino acids)
Biological process (GO): carbohydrate metabolic process
Molecular function (GO): hydrolase activity, hydrolyzing O-glycosyl compounds
Source: RefSeq, a predicted model, not a curated record